UUUUUUAUUUUCUAUUAUUGAUAUAUUAAGCUUACACAAUUUCAACAUAGUGUGUAGUUUAUAUAUAUAAUUUAUAAAUUACAGAUUAAAUCAUCCUAUAAUCCUGUAAUAUUUUCUCUUCUCGGAACCAGAGCAACGUAAUUAUGGUAUGUUCUCACUGAUGGUUUACUGUAAUUUACCUUAUGUGCAGGCGAUGAAUAUUGCAAGAAGUAUGGGGUUUAUCUUUAGUAGAAUAAAUCACCUAAAAGAACGUUUAUUUUCGUCUAAAAAUUUAUUGUACACAAAUGUAGGAAUAUCAAUUUCUCUUUCUGGUAUAGGAGAUGUUUUAGAGCAGCAUUAUGAGAUAUUAAAGGGUGAAUGGAAUAGUUGGAAUUUUACCAGAACAAGAAAUAUGGCUAUAUCUGGUAUGUUUAUUGGGAUAGCUUGUCAUCACUGGUACAAUUUCUUGGAUGCUAAAAUGGCUGGACGUACCAUCGGUAUAGUUUUAAAAAAAGUGAUUGUAGAUCAGUUGAUUUGCUCACCUCUUUGUAUAAGUAUACUUUUCUUAACGCUAGCAGUGCUAGAGAACAAUAGCUUAACAGAAUUAAAAGAUGAGAUCCAAAAGAAAGCACAUAGAUUAUAUAUAGCUGAAUGGGUUAUAUGGCCUCCAGCACAAGUCAUCAAUUUUUAUUUUCUUCCCACGCGAUAUAGAGUGCUUUAUGACAACACAAUAUCUCUUGGUUAUGACGUAUACACUAGCCACGUGAAACAUGAUAAUAGUUGAUGCUAUCUUCUCUAAUAAUUUGCGAAAUUACAAAUAUAUAUAUAUUAGGCAAAUAAAUAAAUUUAAAUAAAUAUCA
Molecule: messenger RNA, 839 nt
Organism: Linepithema humile (Argentine ant)
Lineage: Eukaryota; Metazoa; Arthropoda; Insecta; Hymenoptera; Formicidae
Source: RefSeq, a predicted model, not a curated record